AUGAAGUCGUUCGCAGCUUACAUUAUGCUCCUGGCGUCUGCUGUCAGCUCCAUGCCAGUCAAUGAGCGCGAUGCAUCCCCCUUGGCAGUCAACCUGGAAAUGGUUGGCAACACCCUUGUGAAGGCGACUAUCACCAACACUGGCGAAUCCGGUCUGAAAUUGUUCAAGACCGGCUCGCUGAUUGACUCUGCCCCAGUCGAAAAGGCUGAGAUCUUCCAGGCUGACCAGAACGUUCCCUUUGAUGGUAUUCGUCUCCGCAUCUCGACGGCAGACCUGGAUGAGACCGCCUUUGAAGCUCUUGCCGCUGGCCAGACCAUAGAGACCACUUUCGAUGUCGGUGAGGCCCACAACCUCGGCGCCGGUGGUGAUUUCUCCUUGACCUCUACGGGUUCCUUCUCGUAUGCUCUGCCCGAGUCCAACGAGAUCGCAGGCGCCAUUCCCUUCACCAGCAACACCAUCAACGCGAAGGUGGACGGCGCUGCUGCCUCUGCCAUCCACCAGCGCUCCCUCCUUCGUGGGCGCCAGAUUGUGCAGUCCGAUUGCACCGGCACUCGGCGCAGCGCGACGACCAGCGCGAUCUCGGCUUGUGAGUCUCUCGCCCGUCGAGCCGCUACUGCUGCUCGCUCUGGAGCUGCCGCCAAGAUGACCGAGUACUUCAAGUCGAGCACCACGUCGACCCGCAACACCGUCGCCGGCGUCUUUGACCGCGUCGCGGCAGAGUGCGACAGCACCACCUCCGGCAACGCCCGCCAGUACUGCACCGACGUACUCUCCAGCUGUGGCAGCCGCGUCCUGGCCUACACCCAGCCGUCGACGGGCGUCAUGGUCAACUGCAAUCUGUACUACACUGGCCUGCCGGCUCUGACCAGCACCUGCCACGCCCAGGACCAGGCAACUACCACGCUUCACGAGACGACCCAUCUGACCCAGGUCAAGGGCACCCAGGACUACAACGCCUAUGGCUACUCUGCGGUCCGGGCUCUUUCGGCCUCUCAGAACCUGAACCAUGCUGACACGUACACUCUCUUCGCUAACGGUGAGUUGGAUGCUCAAAACGUGAAUGUUAACUGUAAAACCUGUGUGACUGACAACGUUUCUUGUGAAAUAGCCAUCGCUCUGAACUGCUAA
Messenger RNA from Thyridium curvatum, 1128 nucleotides. RefSeq lists its product as uncharacterized. Gene Ontology annotation, molecular function: metalloendopeptidase activity. NCBI's taxonomy places the organism in Eukaryota, Fungi, Ascomycota, Sordariomycetes, Thyridiales, Thyridiaceae. The coding region runs from base 1 to 1128 and encodes 375 amino acids. The record is from RefSeq and is a predicted model, not a curated record. The transcript has 2 exons. Gene Ontology annotation, biological process: proteolysis.